Messenger RNA from Cynoglossus semilaevis (tongue sole), 5495 nucleotides. RefSeq names its product tripartite motif containing 66 (gene trim66). Gene Ontology annotation, molecular function: zinc ion binding; protein binding. The coding region runs from base 548 to 4153 and encodes 1201 amino acids. The record is from RefSeq and is a predicted model, not a curated record. Gene Ontology annotation, cellular component: chromatin. NCBI's taxonomy places the organism in Eukaryota, Metazoa, Chordata, Actinopteri, Pleuronectiformes, Cynoglossidae. The transcript is spliced from 18 exons.
GUUGUGCUGUUCUGCCUCUGUGUGAAACGUCAUUAUUAGUGUUGUCUGUGUUGCCUGUGAACGCAGCAUAAAAUCUCACGAUUAACUGCGAGACUUGGUUUCUCCAAAAUUUUGGAAGGACCAAAGAGCGACAUCCGAUGGAGGAGGACGGAUGAUGUACACUCACGGCCGAGCCGAGGCAAGAGAGAGGAUUUAAAGAGAAAAGGAGGAAGGGAAUACGCAGAAAGUCCGAUUUUUGAGGCACAUUCUUCUGACACGGCUGCACUGACAGAAGUUUAGUUUCUCGUCACUCUGCGGUUCCAUUGUCGGACAGAAAGCCUCGACGUUUACUUGUAGUCAAACGAGGGUCCUACACAUGGAUGAUCUGGGGGAGGAGAGAGAGCACGGUGAGGCUGUCAUGUAAGUUGUCUCCUCUGGGGUCACCUCACUGUUCCCACUGCUUCCUGCCUUAGUUAGAGGCAUCACUGUUGCAGCCACUGCUGCUGCUGCUGUCGCUGCUCACACUUUCUCUCUGAGAAGACAGCAGCUCCUCUCACGGAGCGCAGAAAUGGAGAAGAUCUGCUCGGAGUGUUCAGAGCCAACACUUGCACAGAGCCUGUGCAUUCUCUGCAACAAGUGGUUUUGUUACCAGUGCACAGAUGUGCAUCAGCAUCACAGAGCCACUGUCGCUCCUCAGUUCUCAGACCUACACCACCACCAGAAGGUCAGUGCUGCCCCGUGUCCCGAGCAUCACCACAGGGGCUCCAGUCCAGUGCCGGCAAGUGGACAAGGCCCAGGGUCGUAUCCUUGCUCCCUCCUAAUGUGCCACUCUCACAGACAGGAGCCCUUGGAGCUAUUUUGCGAGUCAUGUGACCUCCUGUGCUGCAGCAGCUGUCACCUGUCCUCUCACAAAAACCACAGAGUGGUGCAGAUCAGGAAGGCCCUGCAGGAUCAGCAAUGGCUGUUUGAGACUCUGACGAUGCAGGUGGAUGAGAGGAAGUCAGCGGUAGAAAACACUGCGAAACAGAUAGAGGACAGACUUCACGGAGUAAAGAUUGCGCACAGGAAGGCGGAGAACCAGAUUAAAAUGGCAAAGAUGAUUAUGAUGAACGAGCUUAACAAACGAGCCAACCUAUUAAUAGAGCAACUGGAGAAAAUCUCAGAGGAAUUCCAGCAGCGUUUGGAGGAUCAGCUGCAGGGGGCGAUAGAGAUGUGUGGCCAGCUGGAUCAUGUUCAAAAGUUCAUUACCUGGGCUACGACCCAUCACCGCAGAGGCCCACUGCUUUUCAGCAAGGCAUUGCUUUCUCUUCAGAUGCAGCAGCUUUUAGAACCUUCUCUACACCCAGAGUCCUGGAGUCCUGUCAAGAUCAAAUUUGACUGGGAUGCAAGUUACUGGAUGAAGGAGAUUUCUACAUUAGGCCAGCUGACUGUUGAAGGCGGAAACUGCACAUAUCCUCAGGGUUUGUCCUGCUCCAGUCUCAUGAGGCCCCAGCCCAUCACUUGCUUGGCACUGCCAUCUGUAUUCCACAGACAAGAUCCAAGCUGCGGGUACCAGUCCUGCUGUGAGCCCCAAAUGUGCUGCCUGCAUGGACUCCCCUCACAGCAAGAUCUUUCCACCUUGGGUAAAGGCCAGGCAGAAGUUUCUUUUUGUAACUCCAGUUGUGUUCAGCCUGCACUCGCGUCUGUGCCUCUGCACCAGAGCCAGCAGAUCCCUCGGUGCUGGGACACAGAGGGCUCUUCACACUGUCCUCCUCCUACACCAUCAGUCCCAUUCACAGGACCGACUCAGCUCAGCUGCAGCCGAGACUCAACCUCCCCGAUCCAGUCUACAGACGCCCAAACCCACGCCCAGUCCAAAUGUUACAUCUCUUAUCACCAACACCAGAGAGACAGCCUCCCUGAGAGCCAGGCUCAGGAGGCUGUAGACUGCACCAGGCCCGGCAUGGAGGAGAGAUGCAGAGGGGAGGAGGUUUGUGGUCACAGAGCAGUGGUUGACAGCAGAGUGCUGCGGAAUGAGGACGUGCAACAGGUCAGAGAGGAGCAGAGUCCUGGCCAACAGCAUCAGCAUCAUCAGCAGCUCUGUGUUCCGACUACAGCAGAGCAGAACGUCAUAUCUGCAAAGACGGCUGGAGAUCACAGGAAUGGCAGGAGAUCGACAUCCCUGGAGGUUUCAGUGACAGUCCGCGGUGGCGUAUCCGAUGUACAGAACGACAGGCUCAGCCCUAGUUUGCUGUGUACAAGGAGGCAGAGACGCUCCCAGAGCAUUCCAGCAGAACUGGUGGCUCCGGUCACCAGUCCUUACUCUGAAAGGCCCACAGGAUGCAGCUUAGAUGCAGAAGCUACAAAAAAGUUUUCUAACGUGGAACCCAGACACAGGAGAGCGUCUGAUGGAGUGCUCUGUGUAGUGAAGGAGACCUCAGAUGAUACUGGAGGCCAACACUCUACACUGUUGUCCUACAAGACAGAAUCAGGUAAUUCUUGCCACUUUGGAAGCAAAGAGUUUAAUUGUGGGGUCAUGGGGAACAGCAGGAUUCUGAGACAUGGUGACAGCAGAGACUCAAAGACAGACUCAGGAAGGACCAGAGUUCCUGUUGUUUGCUUAGAGCGUCUUAAAAUACUGGUGUCGCAACUCCCUCCACAUGGACGACGACAGAGCGACCCUUCACCUGCCGUCACAGCGGACACCAGCUCUGCUCUUCGUCAGCAGGAGCACAGGCACAGCGUCAGGACUCAUAGGAUUUCUGGGGAUCCUGAAAACAAGAGGACGACCCAGACUCUGAAAGCACCACUGUAUGAAGCCGAGCCAUCAUCGACACCUUCACCAACCACCCUUGAAAGACAUGGAAGAUUUAUCUGUUGUAAAGUACCCUCACUGUCCUACAGAGACCCCCAAUAUGUCCCACAGAGUUCUAACCCCAGGUCCCUCUCUGAGGACAGGGCCAGUUUGGGACUUGAUGCAGAUCCAUGCGUGGACUCUGAUACAUCCCAAGAUUCUGAGUCUUCAUUCGAGGCAGAGCUGGGAUGUGAGGCUGAGGGGGGAUCUGCUGCAGGAGAGAUAAGGCCCGGUAGUGAAAUUGAUAUUGCAGGAGAUUCAGAGCCAAGCCUGGAAUAUAAGGAAGACCAGAAGUCAGAUUGUGAAGUGGUUUCAGAAGAUAAUGAGGACCUAAAUACAGAUGCAGACUCAGGCGAUGUUGAGAGUGAGACAGACACUCAGCCCGAAUAUGAACCUAGUCUCCAGGUUGACGCCGAAUUUAACCGCGUGUCCGAUCAGCCUUCAAAUUGUCAGGAAUUCAUUGAGUCCGAGCUGGAUGUGGAUUCUGAAGCGGAAUUCACGACCGAUGACCCACAGCCUCUACGCUCUGACCUGGAAGAGGAGUCCCAUGUUGGACGUAGUCCAAGGCCACUGCUGAUCUCAAACCCUUCACCUCAAAGGGUACCCGAGAACAACCAGUCUGAGCAGGACACCGCAGAGACGGAGAGUGAGGACUUUUGUGCUGUGUGUCUGAUUGGAGGAGAGCUGCUGUGCUGCGACCGCUGUCCAAAGGUCUUUCAUCUCUCCUGUCAUGUCCCACCUCUGCUGGGCUUCCCAGUAGGAGACUGGCUGUGCAGCCUGUGCAGGGACGUGGUUCACCCAGAGGUCGAAUACGACUGUGAGAAUGAGGAAACAUCUGGAGAACAGACGUACGGUCUGUCUCCAUGUGACCAAAGGAAAUGUGAGCGGCUGACUCUCCUGAUCCUCAGUAACAUCCUGAGUGCUCCCUUUCAUGAGCCUGUCAGUCCACUGGCUCGACAUUAUUAUCAGAUCAUCAAGAGACCAAUGGACCUGUGUGUGAUCAGAGCCAAACUCCAGAAGAAAAACCCUCGACAUUAUAUUUCACCAGAUCAGUUUGUGGCUGAUUUCUCUCUCAUGUUCAGUAACUGUGCAAAGUUCAACUACCCGGACUCUGAGGUUGCUCAGGCGGGCCGCAGCUUGGUGGCGUUCUUCAACUCCCAGCUGAAAGGUGUUUUCCCAGACAGAGCGUUCCCUGCAGCCGGGGCAGAAUCUGAGAGCGACGAGUACGAUGAAGCCUACAGAACCUCUGAGGGUGGUUUCCUCUGGCCUGAGAAGAGGGAGCAGUGCUACAGGAAGAGGAAAAGAAGAAACUCCCUCAAGUCAAGGAGACAUCACUUCUGAAGCAGAAGUGGAGCACUCACAUCUGACCUUGUGGAGAGUUUUGGUAUUGUUUUCAAUCAGGAACCUUGGUUUGUUUGGAAGUAUCUUAUUUAAUGAUUUUUGGUUUCUCACUGCUGCCAUCUGAUGGUUUGUGUAUGUAAUUAUAUAGACGUAUUCUUGUAGAGCAGAAGCUGAACCAUAGGUUUUAGAGUAUGGUACAUUGUAGGCUGUAUAUUUGUCUUUAACACAUGUUGGAAGUAACACUGUAUAUUCUGUAUAUAUACGUAUAUAUCACAUAACUAAUAAAGAUGAUCUGCACUGUGUUUACAUUCAUUAACAUUAUAUACUGUCUGGGCUUUUGCAUAGGGAUCAUCUGUUCUUCUUGUUGUAUUUCUUCAUCUGAAGCACGUUGAUUAUUUUUAGCGUUAUGCUACAUAUACAGCAUAGCUUUGCUAAUAUGCAUUGGAUUUGUCUUUUUGAAAUGUAACUGCAGUUACUUGUGUCACACUUUGUUUUUUAUGCAGCAGUGAAACUGCUUUUUAUCUUAUUAUAUAGUAUGUGAAAGAGAGAAUUCUAUCUAUGGAUGGAGCUCAAUAGAGCAUUUAUAUAAUUUGUUGAAGAAAUUGCUACAGAGUCUGUUAUUAAUGUUAAUUUUGCACUGAAACAUACUGUAGUCCUGCUAAAUGAGCAAAGACUGAAUAUACCUGAGAUAUAGCAUAAGUAUAAGGUUUAUUUUGUGCUUAACACAUUAUACAUAAUGUAAUGUAAGACACUCUGCUGUGGUGUUUCCUGUUUCAUUAACCCACUGUAUUCUCUUCUUUUUUUUAUUCCCAUGUAUUUUUUAAGAAAUGUUAUUUCUUAUCUUUGACUAUUUCCAGAAACUUCUAUAAUAUAAAAUGUAUCUAACCUUGCUUGGUUUUACAUGAGAUGUGAAUAUUUCAUAUUGUUUAAAUUAAGUCAGAGUUGCUGUAACUGUUUAUUAACAACAAUCUGGUUUCCUUUUCCUUUUCUCUUUUUUAUUACCACAUGUGCUCACAUGGUGUAGUACUAAUAAAAUGUGUUCAAAAUAUUCAAAACAUUUCACCCACACUUAUUAAGUAUAGUUUUGUGAUCCACAUACAAUGUGUUGAUGUUAAACUGUUACAAGUUCAAUCUGUUUGUUCGACUUUUAUUUCCGACUUUGUAAGUGUUCUGACGAAACAAUCUCACCAGACAACAAGAAAAAAAGGGUAAACUGUACGCUGAGAGAAAAGUCGUUCUGUUUGUGUUGUAUCUUGGUUGACAACAAUACAAUUAAGUUAAAUGAGGGGGUGUUAAAUUUCAAACCUUUUCUCAACUGUUCAAAAGUGAAUGAGAUAUUUUG